Molecule: messenger RNA, 1713 nt
Organism: Centruroides sculpturatus (bark scorpion)
Lineage: Eukaryota; Metazoa; Arthropoda; Arachnida; Scorpiones; Buthidae
Product: protein tramtrack, beta isoform-like
Exons: 5
Coding region: 125-1642 (505 amino acids)
Biological process (GO): regulation of transcription by RNA polymerase II
Cellular component (GO): nucleus
Molecular function (GO): protein binding
Source: RefSeq, a predicted model, not a curated record
GUGUAAAAGGGUCCCCUUUUUUCACAUAUGUCUUCUCAUGAAUCGUGCUAUCAUAACUGUCACUAUAAUCUCAGGUUAAUAAAUGUUUUAAAAUAAGUCAAUCAGUUAAUGACGAACAAUAAAAAUGGGGACACAACAGUUUUGUCUGAAAUGGAACAAUCAUCAAGUGAAUAUGGUGACAGUUUUCGACCAGUUACUCUCUAGUGAAGCUUUAGUAGAUGUAACUUUAGCAUGUGAAGGUUUGAGCCUGAAAGCUCAUAAAAUAAUACUUUCUGCUUGUAGUCCAUUUUUUCAAAGUUUGUUUUUAGAAAAUCCUUGUAAACAUCCCAUUGUUAUUUUAAAAGAUAUGAAAUAUGCAGAACUGAAAGCUAUAGUGGAAUUUAUUUAUAGAGGUGAAGUUAAUGUUUCUCAUGAUCAGUUAUCUGCACUUCUUAAAACUGCAGAAAUGCUAAACAUUAGAGGAUUAGCAGAAGUUGCAAGUGACAGCAAGAACAAAGAUUUAGAAAAAGACUUACAAAAAGAAGUUGUGCAACAACAGCCAGUCAAUACAACAGUUUCUUCUGUUCCUGUGGACCAAGUACCUAGUAGGCCAACAUUAACUUCAGCAACUAAAAGAAAAAGAAAUAGGAUAAGAAGAAGAUCUUCGAGUGAUUCAAAUUCCAGUGAUGAAGAUGUGCCAUCUAAAAUUAAAGAACCAGAAUCUCCUGAAAUAAUUGAAGAAAUAUUACCUGAAUCAGUUAAUGACAGUCAUAAACAGCUAUCAGUGUCUACAAAUUCACAAUAUCCAGUUUCUUCAUGUCAGUCUCAAGACACAUUAUCACAACAAAAAACUCAAUCAUCAUCUGUUCUUUCACAACAUAAUACAUAUAUCAAUGUUGAUGAACCUUGUUUAGGUAAUGAUAGGAAUUAUGUUGAUUCUUCAAAUUUAUUGGAACAACUUAUGACAACUGAACCUAUGCCAGUUUUUAGAGAAAAUCAUUCACAAAGUUCUAACAGAACUCCAAUAUCUUCACAAAUAACUAUCCCAACUUGUGGAUUAACAGACAGUCAUUCAGUUCACAUAGGCCCAUCUUCAAAUGAAAGUCAGAUUUUAGCAUCAUGUUCCACACCAUCUGAAGCAUCUACAUCUAACUGUCUUUCACAAGAUAUACAAGAUGUGAAACCAGUUUCCAUGUUGACAUUUGAAGAACCAUCAAUAUCUCCUGCAGCCAGUAUAUCAAACAAAGAUAGCAGUAAUUCAAUGCCACUCUAUGUAGAUAACUCAGGAAUAUCUUCAUUACCUGGUCCAAGUAAUUAUCAGUUAGAUAAACAGUCAUCUCAAUUAACACAUCAACCACAGUCACAUGUCGAAUCAAUGGAUUGUUCGAGAGGUUUGGAUCGGACUGGAGAAACAACUGUAAAGUGUAGUAUAUGUGACAUGUUAUUCAAAUCAAAACAGGGGUUGAAUUUACAUCUCAGACGAAGUCAUCAGAUUAAAGGAAAGUAUCAGUGCGAUAUUUGUACACGUUCUUAUAGUCAGAGAUGUGAUUUAUAUAGUCAUAGAAAGAUUCACGGUGGUAUUUCUCAUCAUUCAUGUGCGGUUUGUUCCAAAAAAUUUAUUUAUCUUUCUGCUCUCAGACGUCAUUUACGAAUGAAGCAUUGAACAGUAUUUUAGAAAGAAGAUUAAGAAUAGUAUACAAAAAAGGAGAAUCUAUAAUAGUUAAUAAUUUUAUU